Messenger RNA from Anolis carolinensis (green anole), 10936 nucleotides. RefSeq names its product small G protein signaling modulator 2 (gene sgsm2). Gene Ontology annotation, molecular function: GTPase activator activity. The coding region runs from base 127 to 3303 and encodes 1058 amino acids. The record is from RefSeq and is a predicted model, not a curated record. The transcript has 24 exons. Gene Ontology annotation, biological process: activation of GTPase activity. NCBI's taxonomy places the organism in Eukaryota, Metazoa, Chordata, Lepidosauria, Squamata, Anolidae.
GCCAGGAGGCGUGACGUCACUGCGGGGGCGGGGCCAGGGCAUGGCUGCUGCUGCUGGAAGAGGAGAAGAAGCCAGAAGCAAGGCUCCCUCUUUGCAGAGGGCCAGGCUUCUUCCCUUGGCUUCACCAUGAGCUGCUCUGGGGAGGCGGCCAAGGAGAAGCUGCUCUGGAAUGUCAAGAAAGAGGUGAAGCAAAUCAUGGAAGAAGCCGUCACCCGGAAGUUUGUCCACGAAGACAGCAGCCACGUCAUUGCGCUGUGUGCGGUGGUGGAAGCAUGCCUUCUGCACAUGCUCAAGCGCCGGGCGGCGGGUUUCUUGCGGACCGACAAGAUCGCGGCCCUCUUCACCAAGGUCGGCAAGACGUACGACGUGGCCAACGACAUCUGCCGGAAGGCGACGGAGCUGCUGCAGCAGGUCGAAGGCAGCAAGAAGUACCAGCCGGGCGGGCAAGAGUCCCUGAAGAGGCAAAGCUCGGCCGCCAGCAAAGCCCCCAGCCUGACCCCACAAGCCGUCAAGCACAUUUGGGUCCGCACCGCCUUGACCGAAAGGGUCCUCGACAAAAUUGUGCAGUACAUUGUGGACAACUGCAGCAAAUAUUAUGAGAAAGAAGCUUUACUGGCGGAUCCGGUCUGUGGGCCCAUCUUGGCAUGCCUCCUGGUUGGGCCAUGCGCCCUUGAAUACACCAAGCUGAAAACCGCCGACCACUUCUGGACGGACCCCUCGGCGGAUGAGUUGGUCCAGAGGCACCGGAUCCACGGAGCUCACGGCCGGCAAGACUCCCCCUCCAAACGCCCAGCGCUGGGAAUCCGGAAACGGCACUCCAGCGGGAGCAUGUCGGAGGACCGCUUUGCCGCCUCGGCCAGGGAUUACGUGGAGUCGCUGCACCAGAACUCACGGACGCAUUUGCUCUACGGGAAGAACAACGUCAUGGUCCAGCCAAAAGACGACAUGGAAGUCAUCCCGGGCUACCUCUCACUUCACCAGACGGCCGAUUCCUUGACACUCAAAUGGACCCCCAACCAGCUCAUGAACGGGACGCUGGGGGCUUCGGAGCUGGAGAAAAGCAUCUACUGGGACUACGCCUUGAUCGUGCCCUUCAGCCAAAUCGUCUGCAUCCACUGCCAUCAACAACCAGAACGUGGGGGCACCUUAGUGCUUGUGAGCCAAGAUGGCAUCCAGAGGCCUCCGCUUCAUUUCCCGCCCGGCGGGCACCUGCUUGCGUUCCUCUCUUGCCUUGAAAACGGCCUCUUGCCUCGGGGACAACUGGAACCUCCAUUGUGGUCACAACAGGGAAAGGGCAAAGUCUUUCCCAAGCUCCGCAAGCGCAACAGCUACAACCGGUCUGUGGACUUGGACGAAAUGCCGGCCGUGGCAGAGACGGCGACCGAUUACGUCUUCAGGAUCAUUUACCCCGGACACAAGCACAGCGACAUAACUAUUAACUACCACCACUUAGCUGCCAGCCGCUCCGCCUCCGUCGACGAUGACGAGGAGGAAGAAGAUAAGCUGCACGCAAUGCUAUCCAUGAUCUGCAAUCGGAACCUCACAGAUCCUAAAAGGAUGAAAGAUCCAGGGGACAAAUCGGAAAUGCAGGGCUUUGGCGCCGGCUUCUUGUCGUGGCAGCUGGACCCGUGCAGCCAGGGAUCCUCGUGUCUUUCCUGCUCCACGGGGAGUUCUCCGUACGACCUGCCUGCCUCCUGCAGCUGCAUUCACGACAGGAUGCCUUUGAAAAUGUUGUGCCAAAGUAUGAAGAGACAGAUUGUUUCCAGAGCCUUCUAUGGAUGGCUUGCUUACUGCCGGCAUUUGUCCACCGUCCGGACACACUUAUCUGCUUUGGUAAAUCACACCAUCAUCCCUCCGGAUAAACCCACAAGUGCUUCGGGGGGCCUGACAAAAGAGGUCUGGAGCAAAUAUCAAAAGGAUAAGAAGAAUUAUAAAGAACUGGAGCUGCUGAGAAGGGUUUACUAUGGCGGCGUCCAGCACGAAAUCCGGAAGGAGGUUUGGCCGUUCUUGUUGGGACACUACAAGUUUGGCAUGAGCAAGAAGGAGAUGCACAGGGCGGACGAAGAAAUUGCCCUUCGAUACCAGAAGGUGAUGGCGGAGUGGAAGGCCUGCGAGGUGAUUGUAAAGCUCCGGGAGAAAGAGUCCCAGACGGCCACCAAGUUUUCUUCUGGAAGCAGCAUCGACAGCCACGUCCAGCGGCUGCUCCACCAGGACUCCUCCAUCAGCAACGAUGUGUUCAUCUCUGUUGAUGAAAUGGAUACCGUCGAGCGGGACCCAAAGGUGCCGGAGGACCAGUCCAUGGGGGGCCAUGGCACCGACGUGCCAACGGUGAUCGUGGCUGAUGAGCAGCAGCAGCAGCAGUCGGUCGAGUUCGACUCCCCCGAUUCGGGGCUCCCUUCUUCCCGGAAUUACUCGGUCACCUCCGGCAUCCUCUCCAGCAUCGACGAUGGGCAGAGCGUCUGCUUUGAGGACGGGACGGAGGAGGUCCCGUCCUCCCCCAUCACUGAUCCAAAUGCGCCAAACAAGGGUUCGGAAACCAAAGGGGCCGUCACGGUGGAACCGCCGUGUUCUCCGAUGGACUGCAAGCCAAUGGCAGAAGAAGGCAUCUCUGUGUGCUGUGCGGCGUAUACGAUAGAAAUGUUGGACACCGUGGCCUUGAACCUGCACAGAAUCGAUAAGGACGUCCAGAGGUGCGAUCGGAAUUACUGGUAUUUCACUGCCGAGAACCUGGAGAAACUGAGGAACAUUAUGUGCAGCUACGUUUGGGAACAUUUAGAUAUCGGUUACGUCCAAGGCAUGUGUGACCUUCUGGCUCCGCUCAUGGUGAUCCUUGACCAAGAUGAGUUGGCGUAUAGCUGCUUCACCCACCUGAUGAAAAGAAUGAGCCAAAACUUCCCCAACGGAGGGGCCAUGGACACCCAUUUUGCAAACAUGCGGUCCCUUAUCCAGAUCUUGGAUUCCGAGCUCUUUGAACUCAUGCACCAGAACGGAGACUACACCCACUUCUACUUCUGUUACCGCUGGUUUCUUCUGGAUUUUAAAAGAGAAUUGUUGUACGAGGAUGUGUUUACAGUGUGGGAAGUGAUUUGGGCAGCAAAGCACAUCUCUUCAGAACAUUUUGUCCUUUUCAUUGCCUUAGCAUUGGUGGAGGCCUACCGGGAGAUUAUCCGCGAUAACAACAUGGACUUUACCGAUAUCAUCAAGUUUUUUAACGAGAUGGCCGAACACCACGACGCCCAGGAGAUCCUGAGGAUCGCCAGGGAUCUAGUCUGCAAGGUGCAAACCCUGAUCGAGAACAAGUGAGCCCCGUCGGCGAGGGGAUGUCGGAAGAGGAGCGUUGGGUGUCUCUGGCGGAACCUUUCUGGGAAUUUUUGGUGGGAAGGGGGCGGGAGGGAGGGCGGGCGGGCCGAGGACCCUUAUCCGCACUGGUCACUUCGGCGGACGUUUGAACCGCAUCUUCAGUGUAACGUAGUGAACGCUUUACAAUGUUUCUAAGCACAUGUCAGAGAGGGUAUGUUGUAUGUACGGUGUGUGCCCUCGUCUUGGAUGCUGAAUGUCGGGGCCUGCGUGUUGCCUUUCUCGGCCGCUUAAGUGCCUCCCGCACUGGGGUCGCUUCUCUCGUCCCGAUUUGCAGAUCUUUGCCCAAUUCUCCGAGAUUCUCAGGUGUUUUCUGCGAGCUCUCUUUCUGUUUUGGGUGGGAUCCUUUGCCCGCAACUAUCCCAGUGCCUCUCGCCAACCUUCCUCGGGACCCGAGUGGGAAUCAUUGCCAAAUGAUAACUCUCCUCUUCCUAGGAUAGGGAUUUUUUGCUUUGGUCCUUUUGGCGAACCGUUCAGGGAGCACCCAGAAAACCAACCCUGGGCCAGUAUUUUGGUGCCCCCCCCCAAACCAGGAUGCAACCCUCCCCGGGUGCUCCAGGCCCUGGCACCUCAAUGGCGCCCUAGCGGAUUUUGCGCCACCCGCUUCAGCCGCUCCUGGACAUGGGCAAACUUUUGGACACAAAGCACCCCCAACAGAUGCCUAUCCAGCCUUUGUCAAAAUCAUCAUCAUAAUAGGAGCAACCAGGCUAGGGGUGUGGGCGGGGCCUCCUCCCAAGAGCGCAAGCCAUGGCUGAGCCUCUGUAGACCCCCCCCCCCUGAGUUGCUUGUGAGAACACAGGGGGGGGGGGCAUAGAGGUUCAGCCCCGUCAGGCACUUUGGAAGAGGCCCCGCCCCCUCUAGCCCCGCCCCUUGCAUCCAGGACAGGGAUAGCUCAGCCCUGCCUCAGAGCUCGUAACUCCGCCCACCCCAGUCCUGGCUCCACCCACCUCCCCCUCCCCACCCUCUUGAGCAGGAGCCACGCCCACCCCUCUAAGCCACACCCCUCUUUCAAGGGGGCACUGAGUCAUAUUUUUUCUGGAAAGGGGGCAGCAGGCCAAAUAAGUUUGGGAACCACUGCCCCAAGGGCUCUGUGGAGUACACUUUGAGAACUGCUGAUCUAGAUACGUUUGUUGGUUUGUUCCACAAAGGCUCCCACGUGGUUGGAUGGAUGUGGACCAAACGUGGCACACAGACCCUGGAAUAAUGUCCAGAGUGGGAGAAAGAACCCCUGCAAAUGUGAAUGAUUUCAUGGAUGUCUAUUAAACAAGUUUAAGAUCAGUUCAGGCAACGCUGCAUUAAAGAGUGAAACUGUGCCCGAGUUCUCUUGUUCAUGAUAGUGAGGUCUGUUGGAAACUAGGCAAGUGGGGUUGAUAUAUCUGUGGAAUGAUGUCCAGAGUGGGAGAAAGAACCCCUGCAAAUGUGAAUGAUUUCAUGGAUGUCUAUUAAACAACUUGUUUACGUCGAGAUCAGUUCAGGCAACGCUGCGUUAGAGUGUGAAGCUGAGCCUGAGUUCUCUUGUUCAUGGUUGUGAGGUCUGUUGGAAACGAGGCAAGUGGGGUUGAUAUAUCUGUGGAAUGAUGUCCAGAGUGGGAGAAAGAACCCCUGCAAAUGUGAAUGAUUUCAUGGAUGUCUAUUAAACAACAAGUUGUUUACGUUAAGAUCAGUUCAGGCAACGCUGCGUUAGAGUGUGAAGCUGAGCCUGAGUUCUCUUGUUCAUGGUUGUGAGGUCUGUUGGAAACGAGGCAAGUGGGGUUGAUAUAUCUGUGGAAUGAUGUGGGAGGAAGCACUCUUCCGUCUGCCCGAGUUGCAAUUGGCCACCUUGAUUCACAUUGAGUAGCCGUGCGGCUUCAAAGCCUGGCUGCUUCCUGCCUGGGGAGCUUUUCUGUGUAAUAUUGAGGGCUAGAAAUUAUUCAGUGGAGGCAUGGGAAGCAUAUGGGACACGAGAGAGGUCUCCUUUGCUCAAGUGCCCGUCUUUUUGGGAUACCAGUAUUUGCACAAACAUAUCCAAUGUAGUUCCUUUGGUGGAUACCGUGGCCGGUGGCACCUUGGUUUGCGGACCGGUGUGUGUAUGUGUGUGUCUGUGCUGCAUGUGUCCGAUCUAGUGUCUGCAAAACCUGCAUGCGUUGGCAAAGGGAAAGCAGGGCACAUGGCGGCCUUUUUCCCGUUUUCCUUGGACGAGACCAAACGUCUUACCUCUUUUUUUCGUAACGCCGGCAUGCUCACGUGUCCCGACUCUUUGUUUGUCAGAUUUUGCCCCCGAAGUGUUUGAAAACCCAUGCAUGGUUCUGCUGGACAGGCUCAUGGCGGAGGAGGACCGUGGAUUCCCGUCCCGUGGAAAGAAAGGUACUCGACAGACAUAAUAAAGCACCUUGAACCCCACGGGAUCCGUGUUUCUUAGAUUGCACUAUGUCUUUGGGAAUGUAUUAUAACACCCUUUCCUAUGUAAAAAAGAACUGAAGCGACAAAAUUUAUUUGACCGUGCAAAACUUUGUUGUACUUGUUCUGGCAUCAUGGUCUUUUAUGGAUAUUGUGUACUGCCUUAUUUAUUUUUGUCCGGAGCAGAAUAUUUUCUUUAGAGCUCAAGAGUUUUAUUUAUUAUCUUUGAAGUGCAACCUAUGGAUAUAAAUAUAUAAAAAAACACCCCAAAUUACAUGUCAUCCAUAUAUAUUUUUUGCACUCUUGGGUGUCACACUUUCUUUGUCUGUUGUCGGUUUCAAAUUGCGCCGUGACCUGUGCUUUUUGCAACGAAGGAUAGAUCCUUGGGUUGCUGUGAGUGAUACCAUUAUUAUUAUUAUUAUUGUUAUUAUUAUUAUUUGAAACACAACAAAAUGAGUCCACAGCAGACACUCUGCUGGCUGUUGUAUUGGAUCACACGUCGGACACUUCCCAAGUGUCUAGGACAGUGUAAUGUAUUGGCAAACAAUGCGUGGUUAUUAUUAUUAUUAUUAUUGGUUGCUGUGCGCUUUUCCCAGCUGUCUGGUUAUUAUUAAAGUUAUAUAAUAUAUAAGUUAUUAAAACGACCCCAAGGAUGAGUUCAAUAAUAAUGGGUUUUCCCUGUAAUAGGCAAUAAGAGCACCUAAAGCUUCAGAGAGCUUGUGUUCAAACAUUUCAAAGCUCUCUGCUUGAGCGGUGAUGGCGCGAUCGUCAUCAUAGAUGGAACUCUCUGUCCCUUCUGGCAGUGCCUUUCAGGGUUGCUGUUUUUCGGGCUGUCUGGGCAUGUUCCAGAAGCAUUAUCUCCUGACGUUUUGCCCACAUUUUUGGCAGGCAUCCUCAGCGACAAGAGGAUUGUCAUGGGACCAACAUUUAUAUUUAUAGAAAUGACCAGCCAGAAGGGACAGAGUUUCAUCUAUGCUGACAGUUGUGCUAUCACUGCUCAAGCAAGGAAGUUUGAAAUGGUGUAACAGAAGUUCUCCAAAGCUUUUGGUGGUCUUACUGCCCAACAAUAUCUGAAGCUUUAGGUGGUCUUACUGCCCAAUUAUAUCUGAAGCUUUUGGAGCUCUUACUGCCCAACUAUAUCUGAAGCUUUAGGUGGUCUUACCGCCCAACUAUAUCUGAAGCUUUAGGUGGUCUUACUGCCCAAGUAUAUCUGAAGUUUUAGGAGCUCUUACCGCCCAACUAUAUCUGAAGCUUUAGGUGGUCUUACUGCCCAAUUAUAUCUGAAGUUUUAGGAGCUCUUACUGCCCAAUUAUAUCUGAAGCUUUUGGUGGUCUUACUGCCCAAUUAUAUCUGAAGCUUUAGGAGCUCUUACUGCCCAAUUAUAUCUGAAGCUUUUGGUGGUCUUACUGCCCAAGUAUAUCCGAAGCUUUAGGAGCUCUUACUGCCCAAUUAUAUCUGAAGCUUUUGGUGGUCUUACUGCCCAAGUAUAUCUGAAGCUUUAGGAGCUCUUACUGCCCAAUUAUUUCUGAAGCUUUUGGUGGUCUUACUGCCCAAUUAUAUCUGAAGCUUUAGGAGCUCUUACUGCCCAAUUAUUUCUGAAGCUUUUGGUGGUCUUACUGCCCAAGUAUAUCUGAAGCUUUAGGAGCUCUUACUGCCCAAUUAUAUCUGAAGCUUUUGGUGGUCUUACUGCCCAAGUAUAUCUGAAGCUUUAGGAGCUCUUACUGCCCAAUUAUAUCUGAAGCUUUUGGUGGUCUUACUGCCCAAGUAUAUCCGAAGCUUUAGGAGCUCUUACUGCCCAAUUAUUUCUGAAGCUUUAGGAGCUCUUACUGCCCAAUUAUUUCUGAAGCUUUAGGAGCUCUUACUGCCCAAUUAUAUCUGAAGCUUUAGGAGCUCUUACUGCCCAAUUAUUUCUGAAGCUUUAGGAGCUCUUACUGCCCAAUUAUUUCUGAAGCUUUAGGAGCUCUUACUGCCCAAUUAUAUCUGAAGCUUUAGGUGGUCUUACUGCCCAAGUAUAUCCGAAGCUUUAGGAGCUCUUACUGCCCAACUAUAUCUGAAGCUUUAGGUGGUCUUACUGCCCAACUAUAUCUGAAGCUUUAGGUGGUCUUACUGCCCAACUAUAUCUGAAGCUUUAGGUGGUCUUACUGCCCAAUUAUAUCUGAAGUUUUAGGAGCUCUUACUGCCCAAUUAUAUCUGAAGCUUUUGGUGGUCUUACUGCCCAAUUAUAUCUGAAGCUUUAGCUCUUACUGCCCAACUAUAUCUGAAGCUUUUGGUGGUCUUACUGCCCAAGUAUAUCUGAAGCUUUAGUAGCUCUUACUGCCCAAUUAUAUCUGAAGCUUUUGGUGGUCUUACUGCCCAAGUAUAUCCGAAGCUUUAGGAGCUCUUACUGCCCAAUUAUUUCUGAAGCUUUAGGAGCUCUUACUGCCCAAUUAUAUCCGAAGCUUUAGGAGCUCUUACUGCCCAAGUAUAUCCGAAGCUUUAGGAGCUCUUACUGCCCAAUUAUAUCUGAAGCUUUAGGAGCUCUUACUGCCCAAUUAUUUCUGAAGCUUUAGGAGCUCUUACUGCCCAAUUAUUUCUGAAGCUUUAGGAGCUCUUACUGCCCAAUUAUAUCUGAAGCUUUAGGUGGUCUUACUGCCCAAGUAUAUCCGAAGCUUUAGGAGCUCUUACUGCCCAACUAUAUCUGAAGCUUUAGGUGGUCUUACUGCCCAACUAUAUCUGAAGCUUUAGGUGGUCUUACUGCCCAACUAUAUCUGAAGCUUUAGGUGGUCUUACUGCCCAAUUAUAUCUGAAGUUUUAGGAGCUCUUACUGCCCAAUUAUAUCUGAAGCUUUUGGUGGUCUUACUGCCCAAUUAUAUCUGAAGCUUUAGCUCUUACUGCCCAACUAUAUCUGAAGCUUUUGGUGGUCUUACUGCCCAAGUAUAUCUGAAGCUUUAGUAGCUCUUACUGCCCAAUUAUAUCUGAAGCUUUUGGUGGUCUUACUGCCCAAGUAUAUCCGAAGCUUUAGGAGCUCUUACUGCCCAAUUAUUUCUGAAGCUUUAGGAGCUCUUACUGCCCAAUUAUAUCCGAAGCUUUAGGAGCUCUUACUGCCCAAGUAUAUCCGAAGCUUUAGGAGCUCUUACUGCCCAAUUAUAUCUGAAGCUUUAGGAGCUCUUACUGCCCAAUUAUUUCUGAAGCUUUAGGAGCUCUUACUGCCCAAUUAUUUCUGAAGCUUUAGGAGCUCUUACUGCCCAAUUAUAUCUGAAGCUUUAGGUGGUCUUACUGCCCAAGUAUAUCCGAAGCUUUAGGAGCUCUUACUGCCCAACUAUAUCUGAAGCUUUAGGUGGUCUUACUGCCCAACUAUAUCUGAAGCUUUAGGUGGUCUUACUGCCCAACUAUAUCUGAAGCUUUAGGUGGUCUUACUGCCCAAUUAUAUCUGAAGUUUUAGGAGCUCUUACUGCCCAAUUAUAUCUGAAGCUUUUGGUGGUCUUACUGCCCAAUUAUAUCUGAAGCUUUAGCUCUUACUGCCCAACUAUAUCUGAAGCUUUUGGUGGUCUUACUGCCCAAGUAUAUCUGAAGCUUUAGUAGCUCUUACUGCCCAAUUAUAUCUGAAGCUUUUGGUGGUCUUACUGCCCAAGUAUAUCCGAAGCUUUAGGAGCUCUUACUGCCCAAUUAUUUCUGAAGCUUUAGGAGCUCUUACUGCCCAAUUAUAUCCGAAGCUUUAGGAGCUCUUACUGCCCAAGUAUAUCCGAAGCUUUAGGAGCUCUUACUGCCCAAUUAUAUCUGAAGCUUUAGGAGCUCUUACUGCCCAAUUAUUUCUGAAGCUUUAGGAGCUCUUACUGCCCAAUUAUAUCCGAAGCUUUAGGAGCUCUUACUGCCCAAGUAUAUCCGAAGCUUUAGGAGCUGUUACUGCCCAAUUAUAUCUGAAGCUUUAGGAGCUCUUACUGCCCAACUAUAUCUGAAGCUUUAGGUGGUGUUACUGCCCAAUUAUUUCUGAAGCUUUAGGAGCUCUUACUGCCCAACUAUAUCUGAAGCUUUAGGUGGUCUUACUGCCCAAUUAUAUCUGAAGCUUUAGGAGCUCUUACUGCCCAACUAUAUCUGAAGCUUUAGGUGAUCUUACUGCCCAACUAUAUCUGAAGCUUUAGGUGGUCUUACUGCCUAACUAUAUCUGAAGCUUUAGGAGCUCUUACUGCCCAACUAUAUUUGAAGAUUUUGGUGGUCUUACUGCCCAAUUAUAUCUGAAGCUUUAGGAGCUCUUACUGCCCAAUUAUAUCUGAAGCUUUAGGUGGUCUUACUGCCCAAUUAUAUCCGAAGCUUUAGGAGCUCUUACUGCCCAAUUAUACCUUGAUUAGAAAAAGAAAGGAAAAGGACAGAGCCCAAAACCUGGAGUUUCAUCUAUGCUGACGAUCAUGCCAUCACCGCUCCAUCACUUGGAAGACCAUCAUGCUCGAGAAUGACAGCCACAAGGUUCAGUUGUAUGUAGUCGUUUGGUAUUUUGUAACCUUUUUUAUUAGACAGAGGAUUUCCUUAAAAUGUCGUAACAAGUCACAGUGAUUAUAAGAUGGUUUUUUUUUUACUGAAAUGCAAAUAGAACGAAAGGGGGGAAAAUGGCAUCACGUAUCGUUGCCUCGAAUAUGGUUUACCCUGGUCCACCAAAACCAUCUUUAAGAUGCUUAUGUUUUGUUUUAAGGGAUGCUCUGUCUUGUUCUCAGCGAAAGAAGAAAAAAAAGAAUCCGUGUUAACAUUGUGCCUAAUAUUCCUGCACCGGAAGAAAAAAAAAAUAGGAAUCAGCCUGGUUCAAGGCCGCCAUUGAUAAACGUAUUUAGAUAUAUAUGUGUACAGGCAGGUAGAUAUAUAUAUAUAUUUAGAUAUAUAUAUAUAUAUAUAUACUUCUGUGAUUUCUUUUUUUUUCUUAAUCUAUGCAUAGUCUCAGUCAAGAGAUCAGCCGUAAAAAAAAAAAUUCCUACAAAGAAGCGAACACAUUGAAAAAUAAAGUGGUGGCAGCAGUGGAAAAACAACAAAACAAAAUAUUCAACGUCUUAAGAACGUUAUUACAGUCAUAUUUCACUGAUUACAUGUCAAAAGGAACGGGGAGGAGUUAAUCACUGUGAAGGACUCGUGUUUUCGCUGAUUCGGAGAAAUUCAAGUGCUGAAGCAGCUUAUCCCUUGCCCCGCCCCCCGGUUCUUGGGUUGCUUUAAGAUAAAUCAGAAAUAAGGGGGGGGGGGGGGG